AUGGGAAGCGAUACCGAAGCAGAGAAGUCGAUUCAGAAGGAGAAGAAGAAGGUUGUGUCUCUUGCGCCUAUCGCCAAACCUCUCGCCGGUAAAAAGCUCCAGAAGAGAACAUUCAAACUCAUUCAAAAAGCUGCUGGACAGAAAUGCUUGAAGAGAGGAGUGAAGGAAGUGGUAAAGAGCAUUAGACGUGGCCAAAAAGGAAUAUGCGUUAUUGCUGGAAACAUAUCUCCCAUUGAUGUGAUUACACAUCUUCCAAUCUUGUGUGAGGAGGCUGGUGUUCCUUACGUAUACGUUCCAUCCAAAGAAGAUCUUGCGCAAGCUGGGUCUACAAAGAGACCUACUUGUUGUGUGUUGGUGAUGCUUAAACCAGCAAAAGGAGAGUUGAGUGCAGACGAUCUUCAAAAGUUAAAGACGGACUACGAACAAGUCGCUGACGAUGUUAAAGAGCUUUCAUCUUCUGUAGUCUGA
This is a messenger RNA of Microthlaspi erraticum, 468 nucleotides long. The record is from the annotation of a GenBank genome assembly. Lineage: Eukaryota; Viridiplantae; Streptophyta; Magnoliopsida; Brassicales; Brassicaceae.